Gilbertella persicaria is the source of this 803-nucleotide messenger RNA. Its product is annotated as ribosomal protein L23-domain-containing protein. Lineage: Eukaryota; Fungi; Mucoromycota; Mucoromycetes; Mucorales; Choanephoraceae. The record is from RefSeq and is a predicted model, not a curated record. The transcript has a single exon. Gene Ontology annotation, molecular function: structural constituent of ribosome. Gene Ontology annotation, cellular component: ribosome; mitochondrial large ribosomal subunit. The coding region runs from base 261 to 668 and encodes 135 amino acids. Gene Ontology annotation, biological process: mitochondrial translation.
GACAAAGAAGAGCAUUACUAUCACAACCACCAAUCAAAAUGACCGCACAUCCAGAGGCUUUGCGUGACUUGUCCUAACUUGCUCUUUUUUUCAAGUUCGGACCUUGUUUUCUUUUUUUUUACCCCCCUACCUUUCUGUUCUAUAUAAAAGCAUGGCAUCUACAUUUCGUCAAGGCUUGAGUACGUGUUGUCUUUAUUUAAAAACGAUGGGUGACUAACGUUUGAAUAGAAAAGGUCUAUUUACCCAACAUUGUGUUUAAAAUGGUUCGAGCACCUAAUCUCCAACCUAAUCAAGUUGCUUUCCGUGUGCCACCCAGCUGCAACAAGUUUGAUAUUCACUCUUAUUUAACCAACAUUUACGGUGUUCAAGUACAAGAAGUACGCACAAUGAAUUAUGGAACAGUUCAUAAAAAGGGACGUAACGGCAAAGUUGAAGUAUCACAAGCAGCUUAUAAAAAAGCUAUUGUUACGCUUGAUCAAGUCUUUGAAUGGCCCAAGGAACCUGAGUGGUGUAAAUUGGAUCAAGAACAAGCCAAGUUGGGAUCAAAGGCCGCUAUGCGUAAGACAAAGGGAUGGCGUAUCAGAGCACCCGAAAAUGAAAGAGUCGAGUUAAAGAAUGUCAACGAUCAAUUACAAGCAAGGAUGGAAGCUGAACAGAAGCAAAAAUAAUAGAUAGAAAUAAAUAAUGUAAAUAAUCAUUUAUGUAAAAACACAAACUUGUUCCUCUAAUUUGAACAUCCUUGCGCGGCUUAUUCGUUUAAUCUUUUUUUUUACCGCUUGAAACUGCUUUCUAAAUAUAAAAAA